Messenger RNA from Triticum dicoccoides, 1231 nucleotides. Its product is annotated as polyubiquitin-like. The transcript is spliced from 2 exons. Bases 150 to 1067 code for a protein of 305 amino acids. The record is from RefSeq and is a predicted model, not a curated record. NCBI's taxonomy places the organism in Eukaryota, Viridiplantae, Streptophyta, Magnoliopsida, Poales, Poaceae. Gene Ontology annotation, molecular function: protein binding.
UCCUCUCAUAAAUAGUUCAUCCGCAACUCGCCAAUAGUCCAAUCACAACUUGACAAGAAGCAGAUCCCCAUCGCCACAACCCUUCUCCCCCAAUCCGCUCGUCGUCGUUUCCCCGCACCGUCUUCGACAGCAAUCGUCGCCCCGCGAAGAUGCAGAUCUUUGUCAAGACCCUCACAGGCAAGACUAUCACUCUUGAGGUCGAGAGUUCAGAUACCAUUGACAAUGUUAAAGCCAAGAUUCAGGACAAGGAGGGCAUUCCUCCGGACCAACAGAGGCUCAUAUUUGCUGGCAAGCAGCUAGAGGAUGGCCGAACAUUGGCUGAUUACAACAUCCAAAAGGAGUCUACCCUCCACCUUGUUCUCCGCCUGAGAGGUGGGAUGCAGAUCUUUGUGAAAACUCUUACCGGGAAGACCAUAACUCUAGAGGUUGAGAGUUCGGACACUAUCGACAAUGUCAAGGCAAAGAUCCAGGACAAGGAGGGCAUCCCACCAGACCAACAGAGGCUCAUCUUCGCUGGCAAGCAGCUUGAGGAUGGGCGCACAUUGGCUGAUUACAACAUUCAGAAGGAGUCUACCCUUCACCUAGUCCUCCGCCUCCGUGGUGGCAUGCAGAUAUUUGUCAAGACACUAACUGGAAAGACCAUCACUCUUGAAGUGGAGAGCUCCGACACCAUUGAUAAUGUGAAGGCCAAGAUCCAGGAUAAGGAAGGUAUCCCGCCUGACCAGCAGAGGCUCAUCUUUGCUGGAAAGCAGCUCGAGGAUGGGCGUACAUUGGCGGAUUACAAUAUCCAGAAGGAGUCUACUCUUCACUUGGUUCUCCGCCUACGUGGUGGCAUGCAGAUUUUUGUCAAGACGUUAACUGGAAAGACCAUUACUCUUGAGGUGGAGAGCUCCGACACCAUCGAUAAUGUGAAGGCAAAGAUCCAGGACAAGGAGGGAAUUCCUCCUGAUCAGCAGAGGCUUAUCUUUGCAGGGAAGCAGCUGGAGGAUGGGCGUACCUUGGCAGAUUAUAACAUCCAAAAAGAAUCCACUCUUCAUCUUGUCCUGCGCCUCCGUGGCGGCCUUUAACUAAAGCAGUUUGAUGUCUGCUCCUUUUACCCCUAGUACUGUUUGAUGUUCAGCAAUGCGUUCCUGUACUGUUUUGAUGCGCCCGUUCUAUGUACGCAACACGAUUCUACAAUAUUUCAGAGUAUUCCUGUUAUUUGAUAGUACACCGUUCCAUUUCUGCGACA